AUGGGCUGCCAGCGCCAAAUGGAGAUCACUCGCUGUGGCACCUGCUCAACACUGUCACUAUUCUUCCAUAUUGACAUUGCCCAGUCGACCCCAGGCGAGCACCUGCACGUUGUGGGCUCGCAUGAGGGGCUCGGAGCAUGGGACCCCGAGAAGGGAGCCCGCCUCACAACAAACGAGCGAACCUAUCCUGUGUGGCGCUCUCGACAGGUCGAGUUGAGAUGUGCGCCUGAAGACUCUUCCACUGUGCUGGUGCUCAAGUAUAAAUACGUGCUUGAUCGCCGCGAGCUCAAACAGGGCUUCCUGUGGGAGGAGAACAUCCCGGAUCGUGAGGUGCAAAUACCGUGGUCCCAGGAUUGUGACUGCGUUUGGCUCAUCAGAGACUCAGCCUUUAACCGAGAAGCAGCGACCAAAGUCACGAAGCUGGCGCCGGGAGCAAAGCUCCUGCGCUCUCCACAGCAAGAAGCCAGUGAAGGACUGAUCUCCGCGCCGGAAGAAACUCCGGAGGCAGAGGAGCCAACGGCGACACCCCUCUUCGACGCCAAGCCGCUUCCUGAAGAGCUGGGUUCUGCCUCUGCUGGGCAGCUGUGCCAAGGUGUGGAGGUGUCGCCGAAGAGGAGUUGGCUCCCUGAAGAGCUGGGCAACGUGCGAGGGUUCAGGGGCUGCGGCACAGCUGACCCUGGGCACGAUGAGGUCACAGGAGUUGCGCUUUGCAAUGUUCAAGCACAGAGCCAGUGCUCCAACGUUUCCUUAGCCCGUGGUUUGGAACAGUUCGGUCUAUUGGAAGAAUCUUUCUCUGCAGAAGCGGGCACCUACAUGGAGCAAGGAGAUUUUGCAGGCAUCGCGCUUCUGUGCCCCUCUCCCAUAAAGAUGAAGCAGCUUCUUGGGCAGGUGGUCAGGAUUGAGAGCGCGCUCCUCAUCGUGCAGUGUGGAGACGAUCCGAAUGUUCCACGCGAACAGGAGCCUUUCCCGGUCUUCCACUCGGAGGGUGGAGAGGGGGUUUGGAACAUACCGUGGCUGAAUCCUUAUCACCUCCGUGCCCUGGCCAAUGGUCUCCUCGAUGAUCGUCUUGCUCCUGAGCGCGUUCCAUGGGCAGAGAAGAAGCGUGUGGUGUACUGGCGCGGUGCUCUCACAUCGCCUGAUGACAUCCCUCCGUCAGAGGCGCACCGGCUCCCUCGUUUUCGAGUCUUCAAGCUGGCUUCCUUGCGGCCAGAGCUGUACGAUGUUGGUAUCAGCAAUGUUGACAAUGUUCUUUUUGAAGCCUGGGGCAUGCAGGUAGUGCGGAAGAUUGCAAAGCGACAUGGCGUUCGACUUACCCCUUAUGAGGACUUCAACUCCGUGGCCCCUGCGUAUCGGUACUUGCUGAACCUGAACGGCGUUGUAUCAUCCUGGCGCCUCGCGAGCCUGCUUCGAACUGGCUCUGCUCUGCUUCUUCAGAGCUCAGAAACCCAUGAAGCUUUGCACUGGGAAUUGGUGGCAUGGAAGCAUUAUGCCCCAGUCUCGUCUGGCCUGGAUGAUCUUAUGGAAGUCGUGGCAACACUGGAGAGUAAUGAGACCCUUGCAAAGAACAUUGCACAGGCAGGGGCUGAUUUCUACAAGCAACGCAUGCGGCCGGAGGACACUUACUGUUUGGUUCUCCGGACGCUGGAGGUAUCCCAGGUUCCAGAGGUGACCCUGCAAGACUUGGUCAGUCGUGGCUUCGUCCCGGCUCCUGGGAAAACUGAGUCUGAACCGAUUUCGACGUACCUUGUGGAAGUAGCCCAGAUCUCGCCCGAGUCUGCACCGACACUUCGUGAGCGGCUGGAAGGUUCCUGGACGUGCCAGCCUUGCACCGUCCGCAGUGGAAGCAGUGCGACAUGGUGCGGCGUGCUCAUGGAGUCGCAGACGGAAAGCGGCAUAGCGGAAAGAGGAGCUGCAGAAAGCGGUGCUGCAGAGCCUGGUCUUCGGCUACACGUAUUGACCUACGACCUCUGCAUCCACACCAUGCCUUCACUGAGCAUUGGACUGCUGCCGAGGCUUCAAGCGAAGGACUGGUCAAGACGUGACAUGAGGCAAUUUCCCUUGUUCAUCUUCGCGGUGGCCGGCCAAUUCCGCCUGAUGAAGGAGAACAUCGUCGAAUUGAUUGAUGCCCGGCGCGAUGUUCUACUCACGUCUUUGGCAGGCAUGCUCCUGCCAUCCCACUAUGAUUCCACAUUCGAAGGUGGAGACCUCCUGGAAGUAAUGCAGGGCCCUUAUGGCCUCAGCACUCCACACCCGGCAACAGCAUUGGCCAAAAUAUUCACCAUCGCGGCGCUCGAGCAGUCAUUGCAUCAGAUGUGCGUUGUGCAUCGAGACGUAAAGUGCGAGAACGUGUUCAAAGUUGAGGCGCCCAACACUGUUGCCCUCGAGGAUUGCACGUACAAGCUGGGCGAUUUUGGCCUUGCUGCGUGCGUGAUGCCCGACGAGGUGUUGAUGGACCAGGUGGGCUCUCCUUCAACUUCAGCACCGGAAGUUGUGCGAGGGCGCCCCUACGGCAAGCCUGCAGAUAUGUGGUCUGCAGGAGCUGCCAUCUACACGCUCCUUGCGGGCAGGAGGCCCUUUGAAGCCGGCAGCUCAGCUUUUCUGUCUGAGAAUGACAACCAUGUCUAA
Molecule: messenger RNA, 2625 nt
Organism: Symbiodinium pilosum
Lineage: Eukaryota; Dinophyceae; Suessiales; Symbiodiniaceae
Source: the annotation of a GenBank genome assembly